This is a messenger RNA of Pipistrellus kuhlii (Kuhl's pipistrelle), 554 nucleotides long. RefSeq names its product activator of 90 kDa heat shock protein ATPase homolog 1-like. The coding region runs from base 23 to 496 and encodes 157 amino acids. The record is from RefSeq and is a predicted model, not a curated record. Lineage: Eukaryota; Metazoa; Chordata; Mammalia; Chiroptera; Vespertilionidae. The transcript has 2 exons.
GGGUGGAACUUCUCAGAGAAGCAUGGGCAUUUACGUCAGCACCCUCAAAACGGAGCUCACGCAGGGCAUGAUCUUGCCCGCGCUGAAUGGAGAGUCAGUAGCCCCCACUGGUCAGCCAGUACCCAGAACUAAGGAGUACAAGGCUAAAUCUGCUCCUUCAAAAACCCAGACCAGACCUGUUGGUGUCAGAAUCCCCACUUGUAAGAUCUCCCUUAGAGACACCUUCCUGACAUCACCAGGAGAGUUCUCCACAGCACUUACUGCCCGAGAGCUGGUUCGGGCCUUGACCCACGCUCCUGCAACGCUAGAAGCAGACAAAGGUGUGAAGUUUCACCUGGAAGAGGGCAAUGUCACUGGGGAAUUCACUGAUCUGGUCUCUGAGAAGCAUACUGCGAUGACGUGGAGGUUCAAAUCUUGUCCUGGAGGGCACUUUGCCACCAUCACCUUGACCUUCAGUGAUAAGAAUGGAGAGACUGAACUGUGCGUGGAAGGCUGAGGCAACCCUGCUCCUGAGGAGGAGAGGCCAGGCAGGGCUGGCAGCGCUUCCACUUCGA